AUGCCAGUUGUAGAUGCCAGUGCACCCCUAGCUGAAGAUGACAGUGUGCCCCCAGUUUUAGACCCCAGUUGUAGACCCCAGUGUGCCCCAGUUGUAGAGCCCAGUGUGCUCCUAGUUGUAGACCUCAGUGUCCCCCAGUUGUGGACCCCAGUUGUAGAUGCCACUUGUAGACUCCAGUGUGACUCUAGUUGUAGACCUCAGUAUUCUCCCAAUUGUAGACCCCAUUGUGGCCCCAGUCAUAGACCUUGUGUGCCCCAAAUUAUAGACCCCAGUGUUACACCUGUUGUAGAUGCCAGUGUGCCCCCAGUUGUAGACCCCAGUGUGCCCCCAGUUGUAGACCCCAGUGAUCUCCCAGUUGUACACUCCAGUGUGACCCCAGAUGUAGACCCCAGUGAUCUCCCAGUUAUAGACCCCAGUUUGCCCCAAGUUGUAGACCCCAGUGUGCCCCCAGUUGUAGACACCCGUGUGGACCCAGUUGUAGACCCCAACCCCAGUGUGGCCACAGUUGUAGAACCCUGCGUGCUCCCAGUUGUAGACCCCAGUGUUCCCCCAGUUGUAGACACCAGUGUGACCCCAGUUGUAGACCCCAGUGUGUCCCCAGUUGUAGACACCAGUGUGCUCCCAGCUGUAGACCCCAGUGUUCCCCCUGUUGUAGACCCCAACCCCAGUGUGCUCCCAAUUGUGGAUCCCAGUGUGCCCCCUGUUGUAGACACCAGUGUGCCCCCUGUUGUAGACACCAGUGUUCCCCCAAUUGUAGACCCCAACCCUAGUGUUCACCCCAGUUAUAGACCCCAGUGUGCCCCCGUUGUAGACCCUAGUGUGCCCCCAGUUGUAGACCCCAGUGUUCCCCCGGUUGUAGACUCCAGUGUGCCCCCUGUUGUAGACGCCAGUGUGCCCCCAAUUGUAGACCCCAGUGUUCCCCUGGUUGCAGACCCCAACCCCGGUGUGCCCCCUGUUGUAGACCCCGGUCUUCCCCCUGUUGUAGACCCCAAUGUGCCCCCUGUUGUAGACCCUAGUGUACUCCCAAUUGUAGACCCCAGUGGGCCCCCUGUUGUGGACCCUAGUGUGCCCCUGUUACCCCAGGGUGUCCCUGGUGUAGACCCCAGUGUGCCCCCAAUUGUAGACCCCAGUGUGCUCCCUGUUGUAGACGCCAGUUUGCCCCCUGUUGUAGACCCCAGUGUGCUCCCAAUUGUGGACCCAAACCCUCGUGGGCCCCCUGUUGUGGACCCCAGUGUGCCCCCAAUUGUAGACUCCAGUGUUCCCACUGUUGUAGACCCCAGUGCGCCCCCAGUUGUGGACCCCAGUGUGCCCCCAGUUGUGGACCCCAGUGUGACUCCAGUUGUAGACCCAUUUUCCCCCACUUACACCACCGUGACCCCAGUGGUAGGCUCCAAUGUUCCAUCAGUUGUAGACUCCAGUGUGCCCCCAGUUGUAAACCCCAGUGUGCCACCAGAUGUAGACUCCAGUGUGACACCAGUUAUAGACCCCAGUGUCCCCCCUGUUUUAGAUCUCAACCCCAAUGUGCCCCCUGUUGUAGACCCUAGUGUACUCCCAAUUGUAGACCCCAGUGGGCCCCCUGUUGUGGACCCCAGUGUGCCCCCAAUUGUAGACUCCAGUGUUCCCACUGUUGUAGACCCCAGUGCGCCCCCAGUUGUGGACCCCAGUGUGCCCCCAGAUGUCGACCCCAACCCUCGUGGGCCCCCUGUUGUGGACCCCAGUGUGCCCCCAAUUGUAGACUCCAGUGUUCCCACUGUUGUAGACCCCAGUGCGCCCCCAGUUGUGGACCCCAGUUUGCCCCCAAUUGUAGACACCAGUGUGCCCCCAGUUGUAGAUCCCAGUGCGAUCCCAGUUGUAGACGCCAGUGUUCUCCCUGUUGUAGAUGCCAAUGAGCCCCCAUUUGUAGACACCAGUUGUGACCCCAGUGAGCCUCCAGUUGUAGACUCCAGUGUGCCCCCAGUUGUAAACCCCAGUGUGCCCCCAGAUGUAGACUCCAGUGUGACACCAGUUAUAGACCCCAGUGUCCCCCCUGUUUUAGAUCUCAACCCCAAUGUGCCCCCUGUUGUAGACCCUAGUGUACUCCCAAUUGUAGACCCCAGUGGGCCCCCUGUUGUGGACCCCAGUGUGCCCCCAAUUGUAGACUCCAGUGUUCCCACUGUUGUAGACCCCAGUGCGCCCCCAGUUGUGGACCCCAGUGUGCCCCCAGAUGUCGACCCCAACACCACCGUGACCCCAGUGGUAGGCUCCAAUGUUCCAUCAGUUGUAGACUCCAGUGUGCCCCCAGUUGUAAACCCCAGUGUGCCACCAGAUGUAGACUCCAGUGUGACACCAGUUAUAGACCCCAGUGUCCCCCCUGUUUUAGAUCUCAACCCCAGUCUUCCCCCAGUUAUACACCCCAGUGUGCCCCUUGUUGUAGACCCUAGUGUGCCCCCAGUUGUAGACCCCAGUGUUCCCCCGGUUGUAGACCCCGGUGUGCCCCCUGUUGUAGACCCCAGUCCUUCCCCCUGUUGUAGACCCAAUGUGCCCCCUGUUGUAGACCCUAGUGUACUCCCAAUUGUAGACCCCAGUGGGCCCCCUGUUGUGGACCCCAGUGUGCCCCCAAUUGUAGACUCCAGUGUUCCCACUGUUGUAGACCCCAGUGCGCCCCCAGUUGUGGACCCCAGUGUGCCCCCAGAUGUCGACCCCAGUGUGACUCCAGUUGUAGACCCAUUUUCCCCCACUUACCCCAGUGUGCCUCCAGUUGUAGAUUCCAGUGUGCCUCCAGUUGUAGAUGCCAGUGCACCCCUUGCUGAAGAUGACAGUGUGCCCCCAGUUUUAGACCCCAGUUGUAGACCCCAGUGUGCCCCAGUUGUAGAGCCCAGUGUGCUCCCAGUUGUAGACCCCAGUGUCCCCCAGUUGUAG
Carcharodon carcharias (great white shark) is the source of this 2898-nucleotide messenger RNA. RefSeq names its product proline-rich extensin-like protein EPR1. The coding region runs from base 1 to 2898 and encodes 965 amino acids. Lineage: Eukaryota; Metazoa; Chordata; Chondrichthyes; Lamniformes; Lamnidae. The transcript has 15 exons. The record is from RefSeq and is a predicted model, not a curated record.